AUGAACCGUACUCUACAAAUUCUGCGCAGCGGUAACAAUGAAGAAGUCACUAAACAAAAAACAUCAGUUGGUAGUGAUCAAUCUAGUGUAAUACCAAAACAUAAUGAGAAGUCGAAAUCUUCUAAUUCCAAAGUUGGUGUCUCGAAUGAAAUAGCAUCCCAUCAGUUGUCACCACAACUUGCUGUAAAAACAACGUCAACCCCAGUAACGUCUGCAAAUACUUCGAUUCUACCAAAGAGUGGUGCAAACAAACUAUCAUCACGAAGCAGCACCCCACCUUCUACUCCAUCUGAAACACAAGCAAAAGUAAUUCAGAGUGAAUCGAUAAUGGCAUCUAGUAACAUUGGUCGUAAUUCAUCUCUUCCAAAAACAUUAGCUGACACUUACAGACAUGUGACAUCUAAGAUCAACGAGGUGGGUGCCACUACCACUCGUAAUCCUGUUAUACGUCAAGAUAUUGCUGACACAUUCAAGGAAAUCAAUAUUUUUUUGGCCGGCUCCCCCAGAGUUGGAAAGAGCACUCUGAUCAAUGCUAUAUGUCAAAAAGAGUUGGCUAAAACAAGCCCUGCGCUUGAUUCGUGCACGAAAAGUGUCUCCCGUUACCAUCUUAACGGUAGCAUCAAACAUGAUUCGGAAACAAUAAACUACAAGUACAAUUUCUGGGACACACCUGGAUUUGAAAGUUGGACUCAAGAUGACAUUCGAAGAAGUUUAGAAAAUAUUUUAAAAGAACCCAAAUCCUAUAUACUAUGCAUGAUCUUUUGCGCAUCGCCGGGUUCCUUUGCAAAGACUGAACAACUCGAUUGGCUAUUACAAGAGUGUAUGAAAAGAGAGAUCUUAUGUGCUCUUGUGUGUACCAACAAAUGGGGUGGGCAAAAAAAACAACGAGACGCUGUUAUACAAGAUUUUCAGCAGUUACUAAUGAAGUACCAUGCCAAAACUCGAGAAGAAGAUGGUGUUAUCUACUAUGGAAAUAUGGGAUUAUGCACAGCAGUAAAUAGUGACACAUACGAAGAUGAAGAUGCUGGCAAAGUGUUUGAACAAUCCGGUAUCAAUGAACUUAUUUUUGGGAUUAUGCAAUCUCUCGACAGUAAUAAGGUAGCUCAUUGGUGCAUGCUAGCGUUUGAAAACAAAUCAUUUUUGGACAGUAUAUUCAAUGUUCCGAAAAAAAUUAGAGCAUUUUGGAACAAACUAGUUUGCAAAGGUUAA
Messenger RNA from Adineta steineri, 1209 nucleotides. Lineage: Eukaryota; Metazoa; Rotifera; Eurotatoria; Adinetida; Adinetidae. The record is from the annotation of a GenBank genome assembly.